Molecule: messenger RNA, 4415 nt
Organism: Euleptes europaea (tarantolino)
Lineage: Eukaryota; Metazoa; Chordata; Lepidosauria; Squamata; Sphaerodactylidae
Gene: SSH2
Product: slingshot protein phosphatase 2
Exons: 15
Coding region: 191-4390 (1399 amino acids)
Biological process (GO): protein dephosphorylation; actin cytoskeleton organization; negative regulation of actin filament polymerization
Cellular component (GO): cytoplasm
Molecular function (GO): actin binding; protein tyrosine/serine/threonine phosphatase activity
Source: RefSeq, a predicted model, not a curated record
UGUGCCCGGCCGGCCCAACCCCGACGCGCCUCAGUCGGCGAGAGACCGUUGGUGGGAGAGGAGCUGCCGCCGUUGACGCUCUCUGCCGCCAUCCCCCCCCCUCCCUCUCUUCCCCUCCGCCCGCUCCGCGACCCCCGCCAUGGAGUAAAGGUUCCCGGCAGGCCGGCUGGGGAGGCCCCGCCGCGCCCCGAUGGCUCUGGUGACGGUGCAGCGGUCGCCUACCCCCAGCGCCACCUCCAGCCCCUGCGCCUCGGAGGCGGAUAGUGGGGAAGAUGAUUGCAGGUUCCAGCCCAGAAGCAUCAGUGAAAGCUUUCUCACGGUAAAAGGCGCAGCCCUCUUCCUACCCCGUGGAAAUGGUUCCUCAACUCCCCGGAUCAGCCAUCGGCGCAACAAGCAUGCAGGGGACCUUCAGCAGCACCUUCAAGCCAUGUUCAUGCUUCUCCGGCCAGAAGAUAAUAUCCGGCUGGCUGUAAGACUGGAAAGCACAUACCAGAACCGCACACGAUAUAUGGUGGUGGUCUCGACCAACGGUCGGCAAGACACGGAGGAAAGCAUUGUCCUCGGAAUGGAUUUCUCAUCCAAUGACAGCAGCGUGUGUACAAUGGGGCUGGUCUUGCCGCUCUGGAGCGAUGCCCUCAUUCAUCUGGACGGUGAUGGGGGCUUCAGCGUCUCGACGGACAACAGAGUGCACAUCUUCAAGCCGGUGUCGGUGCAAGCCAUGUGGUCCGCCCUGCAAAGCCUUCACAAAGCGUGUGAAGUGGCCCGGAUUCAUAACUACUACCCCGGCAGUCUUUUCCUCACCUGGGUCAGUUACUACGAGAGCCACAUCAACUCGGACCAGUCCUCGGUCAACGAGUGGAAUGCCAUGCAAGAUGUCCAGUCCCACCGGCCGGACUCCCCUGCCCUCUUCACAGAUGUCCCAACAGAGCGAGAACGCACAGAACGUUUGAUAAAGACCAAGCUGAGGGAGAUCAUGAUGCAGAAGGACUUGGAAAACAUCACGUCCAAGGAGAUCCGAACGGAGCUGGAGAUGCAGAUGGCAUGCAAUCUCCGGGAGUUCAAGGAAUUCAUCGAUAACGAGAUGAUCGUCAUCCUCGGCCAGAUGGACAGUCCCACGCAGAUCUUUGACCACGUUUUUCUGGGGUCAGAGUGGAAUGCCUCCAAUCUGGAAGACCUGCAAAACCGAGGGGUGCGGUACAUUUUGAACGUCACUCGAGAGAUCGAUAAUUUCUUCCCAGGGAUUUUCGAAUACCACAACAUCCGCGUUUACGACGAAGAGGCAACCGAUCUGCUAGCUUACUGGAACGACACAUACAAAUUCAUCUCCAAAGCAAAGAAGAAUGGCUCCAAGUGCCUGGUUCACUGCAAGAUGGGAGUCAGCCGGUCAGCCUCCACCGUGAUCGCGUACGCCAUGAAGGAGUACGGCUGGAACCUGGACCGGGCCUACGAUUACGUGAAGGAGCGGCGCACUGUCACCAAGCCCAACCCCAGCUUCAUGCGGCAGCUAGAGGAAUACCAGGGGAUCCUCCUGGCCAGCAAGCAGCGGCAUAACAAGCUGUGGCGGUCACACUCCGACAGCGACCUCUCCGACCAUCACGAGCCCAUUGGCAAGUCCGGCAUGGAGGUCAGCAAAAAGGAGAUCACCACAUCUGCAGACCAGAUCUCGGAGAACAAGACCCCCAACAGCCACCACCCCUCGGCGUCUCCAGGAGCGCCCGCCAGCCUGCCCAUGGAAUGCCGCUGCCAUCCAGGCGCCAAUACCAUGGACUUCUGCGGGAAGGAGAGGGUGAUCCAACUGGAGAUCACCUCCCGAGACUUCAGCACGGAGCAGAUGGAGGACCGUUUGAACUUGAACAGCAUCAACGGGUGUCCUUCCGGGUGCUGCUUGGAUGACCUGAAGUUUCCUCUGGACAACUGCCGAGCUCCUGAGGCUGUGCUGCAGCACGAGGAGGCCUUCAAGGUGGCAGCUGAGUUUCCGGACUUGGCAGUGGACGAUUUAGAGAAAGACGCCCUUAAGCCGGGGGACGGAAGCGUCCAUUUGGUCCCCAUGGAAGAGCUGGAGUCUUGCUUGCAAGACCUUUCCAAGUCUCCCAUCCGCAACUCCCCAAGCCCACCGUUCCCUCCCCAGCCCGAAAGCACGGAUUUCAGCACAGACAGGAUCGACUUCUUCAGCGCCUUGGAGAAGUUCGUGGAGCUUUCUCAGGAGGGCCGGUCGCGGGCCUUCUCCCACUCGAGGACGGACGACCAGGGAGGCGGGAGGAACGGUCUCUCCAAAGUGUCGGUCUUGGAGUUGCUGCCCUCGGAUUCGGCAGAAGAUGCUCCGCGAAACAACUCAACGGGCAAUUCCCCACAGGGGUCAGAAGCUUCUUCGGCAGAGGAGGAACAUCUGAAGCUCUCUGAACUCGACCGUUCGAGCGGCCUGACACGAUCUCACUCCGAAAACGCCAUCUCAGUGAAAGAAAUAGUCACGGAAAUCGAAUCGAUCCACCAGGGCGUGGGGCAGGGAGCAGCGAAAAUGGACAGCUUGAACAAUCAAGUCCCGGCCCUCAAAAGGAACACAGUCCACGAGCUGCCUGCAGAAUCCGUUUGGGCCUGGGAAAAUAAGUCCGGGAAAGCCGAGCAGGGGGAAGGAGUCGGCUUGCCGCAGAAGGAGGCAGCCAGAGAGGCUUUGAAGCCGGAUCAAGAAGGCACGUCGGUCCUGCAGAUGCCUGGUGCAAAGAUGGAGUUUGAAGAGAGCGACAGCUUGACAGAAGACCCUCUGGAGACUCGUCUAAAUCCUGGGCCCAAAUGGUGCCCUGGCUCUGUACGGCGUGCCACCCUGGAGUUCGAGGAGCGCCUCAGACAGGAGCAGGAUCUGCAGCAUGCUUCCCCUAUCGCCCCCUUACCCGUCCGCAAGAACUCCAAGAACGAAUCGGCGGCGGCUGAUGUUCCCUCGAAGGGCAAGGAUGAAGAACCGUCUCACGAGCUGGCCCACAUCUCCAAGGAUGAGGCCAUGAGAGUUGGGGACGCUGGGGCCGAGACUGGUUCUGAACAGCUCCCCAUCCUGCCCAUCUCUCCCCCUCAGGAUGACCGGUUGGAGUGCUCUCACGCAGAUGUGCUGGGGUGGGCCAAACAGCACAGAACAGUGAUUUCGGUGGAAGGCCCCGAAAAGAUCCCCACUCCUUGCCUUCUCCCGAAGAGAAUAGAGAUUAUCGAGUACACCCACGUGGCCAGGUUGCCCAGCCAGUCUGGGACAGAUUUCCCAGCAGCGGAGCGGAGUCCUGAACUCAAAGAGCCAGAGGAAGCCCCGGUGGUGGACGAGAAUUGCAACGCACCUUUAUGCUCCGAGAAUUCUCUUGAACCGGUGGGGGCAUGCCCGUCGCAAAGGCCUUCAACGCUGGAGCACAGCGACUUCAAGAAAGCCGUCUUCUCCUUGGGGAGUCCCGAGGAGGAGGGAAUUGGGGCGUUGAUGGACACAGAAGCCUCUCUGUUAGUGAACCCGGUGAGCUGUCUGCCCCCACCGCACUCGGAUCACCACACUCACCAGCACUUUGUUUGCUUAGAGGGGGUCACGCAGGAUAGCACGAGUUCGGAUCCCGAGCCGGCCCCUUCGCUGGGCUACGCUGGAAACGGACAGUUUGCCUUUGAGGAGAGGGGAGGAGCUCUGCGUAGAAGGAGUGAGGGGGCCCUAGUGCAGUGGAGCCCCGGGGACUUACGCGUGCCCCAUCAGCUAGACCCACAUGCCGGGGGAGCUCCAGAAACCACUGUGGCCGCUUCUCUGUGCUGCAGCCUCCCCCACAGCUCCAGCAGCGACAGCAUCCAAGACCUGAGCGGUGGCUCCGGCUCCGUGAGACAGCGCGCGAAGGAAAUGGAGGCCCGGAUCCGGCAAGCGGGGCUCACCCCGCCUUCCCUCAUGAAACGGUCAGCAUCGUUAGCCAAGCUGGGCUGCCUGGAUCUACUGAAGGACGACUUGUCCUGCGGGCACGCUCUCUUGUCUAGCCCCGGCCCAUCGUCCCUCAACCCACUACCUGCCAUCUGCGGCCAGAGAGGGCCCGCGGUCACUUCGGAGCAUGGUGCGCAGGGCCCAGGCGUGACGCUUUUGCCACCCAUCCUCCGGGCUCCCCAGCUGACGGUGCAUUUUGUGGAGCCGCUCAAGACGACGGAAAGCAUCGCCCUGAGCAAACCCGUGGAGAGGCCUCCGGCGCAGUAUGCCAAAGAGUUCAGUCUGACUAGGCCGCUCUCGGAAGCGAAAUUGACUAGCGCCCAAGCGGCAGGGUUGCCGGGGUUGCCAGUGCCCCCGAGGCUGGCAGUGGUGCCCAGGUACCAACACGGUAGAACUCGACAGCCGAGGAGACUCAAAAAAGCGAAUGACAGGAAACGUACAACCAAUCCCCUGUAUAAUACCAUGUGAUCUUCGUUGCCCCCCCUCUUGCCUC